AUGCUACUUGUUGAAGUAGCAAAGAGAAGGUUGCAAGUUUUAAGGGAUGAUGAAUGGGACUCUCUUAUUGCUAAGGUAUCUACAUUUUGUAUCAAACAUGAUGUUUUGAUACCUAACUUUGAGGAGCCAUAUCUUAGCUCUUUAAGAUCACGACGAAAUCUUGCUAACUAUACAAUCUUACAUCAUUAUCGUGUUGAAGUUUUUUGCAAUAUUAUUGAUUGGCAACUUCAAGAACUUAAUGGUCGUUUUGAUGAGGUGACUACCGAUUUGCUCCAUGGAAUUGCUUGCUUAAAUCCAAUUAACUCAUUUUCAAGUUUUGACAUUAAAAAAGUAAUGAGAAUGGCAAAAUUAUAUCCGGAUGACUUUGAUGAAUCUAAUAUGAGUGCUCUUGAGAAUCAACUUGCAAGUAAUGUUGUAGAUGUUCGUGAUGUUGAUGAAAGGUUCUCCGAUCUAAAUGGGCUUUGUGAUCUUUCCAAAAUAUUAAUUCAGACAAAGAAACAUUCUACUUAUCCUUUGGUAUUCCGCUUAGUGAAACUUGCUCUACUUCUACCAAUUGCCACUGCCUCCGUUGAAAGAGCUUUUUCGGCAAUGAAGUAUAUCAAGAAUGACUUGCGGAGCAAAAUGAGUGAUGAUUUUUUUAGUGGUUGUUUGGUGCCUUAUUUAGAAAAAGAUGUAUUUGAUAGUAUUUCUAAUGAUGCUAUUAUUAAGACAUUUCAAGAUAUGAAACCUCGUAGAGUACAAUUGUAG
Molecule: messenger RNA, 747 nt
Organism: Solanum dulcamara
Lineage: Eukaryota; Viridiplantae; Streptophyta; Magnoliopsida; Solanales; Solanaceae
Exons: 1
Coding region: 1-747 (248 amino acids)
Molecular function (GO): protein dimerization activity
Source: RefSeq, a predicted model, not a curated record